Messenger RNA from Letharia lupina, 1818 nucleotides. RefSeq lists its product as uncharacterized. Gene Ontology annotation, biological process: dephosphorylation. NCBI's taxonomy places the organism in Eukaryota, Fungi, Ascomycota, Lecanoromycetes, Lecanorales, Parmeliaceae. Gene Ontology annotation, molecular function: phosphoprotein phosphatase activity. The transcript is spliced from 5 exons. Bases 1 to 1818 code for a protein of 605 amino acids. The record is from RefSeq and is a predicted model, not a curated record.
AUGGGUUCGUACGGUGACCCCGACCUCCAAGAUUGGCUCGAGUCCUGUCGAUAUCACCACACAGACUUUUCUGUGCCUCUUCUCGCAUCUGCUGUCGCGGCCAGUAACCUGAAGAUCGUUGUUGUAAUUCCUGCCCGCGAGGUUGCAGACACCAUCGCGGGCAUUAUCCUAGAGACAAUCAACCCCUUGAAGUUGGCGGGCAUCGUCUCUUCUAUCAUCGCCAUCGACAACAAAUCCGCCGACAAUACAGGUGCUGUGGCAGCCGCUCAUGGCGCCUCUGUCCUCCAGCGAGCGGAAAUCGCCUCAGAGCUAGGUCCUUCACAGGGAAAAGGCGAUGCCAUGUGGCGCGCUUUGCAAGUCACAGAUUGCGAUAUCGUGGCAUUCCUGGAUGGAGACACGGCGGAUCCAAGUCCAGCACACUUGCUAGGUAUCCUAGGACCUUUAAUUAUGGAUGAGACUAUCCAGAUGGUUAGGGGCUGCUUCGACCGGCCUUUCAAACAACCCAAUGGCGAAUACCGCCCACACGAAGGCGGCCGCGUGAAUGAGCUUGUGGCGAGACCGCUGCUGAAUAUCCACUUUCCCCAACUCGCAGGAUUUCGGCAGCCGCUGGCGGGGGAAUUUGCAGCACGCCGAUCGUUGCUGGUGAAGCUGCACUUUCCAGUUGGGUACGGAGUGGAGAUUGGUACGCUGAUUGAUACAUGGCGGAUGGUGGGUCUGGAGGGCUUGGCGGAGGUAGACUUGGGGACGAGACAGAACAACCAUAAGCCACUCAGAGAAUUGGGGAUGUUAGCCUUCGCCGUGACCAGUACGCUUGAGAGGAGAUUAGAACGCGGUAGUGGGUGUGAGGGUAAGAUGUGGUUGCCUUGGUUAAGCGGAUACAAGGAUGUUCCAAGCCUAGAGAGGCUACCGGUGACGGAAUACUUGAGGCAUUCGAACAGGAUGACUCCUUCCCUUGACGCUAUACGCGACUGGCCACACCCGUCUUUCGUCAACGUCGAAGCUGUCAAGAAUUUCCGUGACAUUGGCGGCUAUCCUGUCUCAUGCGGUGUUUCUGUACGCCGCAAGUUGGUGUAUCGGAGUGGAUAUUUAGAUGAUUUGACUGAAGAAGGUCAAUUACAGAUUCAGAAAUUGGGCAUCAAGAAGAUAUUCGAUCUGCGGAGCUUCUUAGAAGUCGGCCGGUCGAAGAGAGAAGACGGUCAGUACGAAUGCUGGUUAAGAUCGUCCGAUGGACCAGAGCGGAUCUUGGUUCCUGUUUUCCGCGACGAGGACUUUGCUCCAGAAGCUCUGGCAGUACGAUUCAAGGACUAUGCCAGCAAAGGCACCGAGGGAUUUGAGAAGGCCUAUCGUUCUACCCUUCUCCACUCUGGACCGGCCAUCAAAGCGAUCCUUCGUCAUCUUAGCAGCGCCUCUCCCACGCCCAUCCUCAUCAAUUGCACGGCGGGCAAAGAUCGCACCGGUGUCCUUAUCAUGAUUAUUCUGUUACUGGCGGGCUGCUCCGCUGAGGUAGUAGCCGAAGAGUACCAUCUGAGCGAGCAAGGAUUGGGGCCAGCUUGGAAGGCCGAAGCUGUCGGUCGGUUGUUGAGACAUCCAGUCUUCAAAGGAUCUGAUAGCAAUGGUAUCAGCAGGAUGGUGGGUGCCAGAGAAGAGGUUAUGAGGGCCGUAGUAAUGAUGGUGGAAAGACAGUGGGGUGGGGUGGAGGGUUUCUUGCGCGGUGUGAUUGGGGUAGACGAGGAUACAAUCGAGCGGGCCAAGGACGUCUUGAGAGACAUGGAAGGGUCAGGAUCAUGGCUGAUGGUUUCAAGGCCUGGGACACCUUAG